AUGGAAAAAGUUCGGGGUCUUCAAAAUCUUGCUUUUCAACUUGGGUUAGAUGAAGGUACGAGUUUAUACCAAGUGUCCCAGAUUUCACUGAUAAAUCAGGAAAUUCUAGAGUCUGUUGUAGAUGCCAUUUGAUUUAUGAGUGGAAAGAGAAGAGUUUUAAAGUAGUUGGAGGUUUGGGAGGAAGAAAAUAUGUUCACCCCUUGUAUCCUGACAUGUCAGAAUGAUUACCCAGCAUCACAGAAAUCCAGGACGCAUUGAGAAAAAGAAAUACUCCAGAUUCACCCAAUAAGUAUCGGAAAACUGGAAGAUCCCCAAUAAUUUGGCAUUUUAGACCUUUUGCAGUAGUGUGUGACUAAAGGAGAUGAGUACCAUGGUCAUAUAAGAAAAAAAUUUAUAGAUGAUUACUAAUGAUUUCAACUCUUUACAUGUAAAAUAUAAUCACCAUCACUUCCAUUAUUACCAGAGGAUUAUCACCAAAGGUUUUUUAUUAAAUUUUUUAUUUAUGGUGUCUAUUUUUUUUUAGCCCGGGAAAUGACAAGGGGAAAGUUUUUAAACAUUCUGGAGAAGGCUAACUCUGGACGAAGAUAA
Messenger RNA from Porites evermanni, 588 nucleotides. Lineage: Eukaryota; Metazoa; Cnidaria; Anthozoa; Scleractinia; Poritidae. The record is from the annotation of a GenBank genome assembly.